This is a messenger RNA of Hevea brasiliensis (rubber tree), 1201 nucleotides long. Its product is annotated as late embryogenesis abundant protein 47. Bases 261 to 977 code for a protein of 238 amino acids. The transcript has 3 exons. The record is from RefSeq and is a predicted model, not a curated record. Lineage: Eukaryota; Viridiplantae; Streptophyta; Magnoliopsida; Malpighiales; Euphorbiaceae.
UCCAUAAUUAGAAAGGCCAAUACUACCAAUGAAGACCGAGUCACAAUCUAUAUAUAUAUAAUUUUUUUUUUUAAAUCUAAAUUCGCAUGGGAACUACCUAUUUGGAAUUCACCUGGGGAUCAGCCAAUUGUUAGCAUAUCCAAAAAUGUCUCUCCGUUAUCCUCCCCACAUUUUCUUUGCUUCCUUGCUUUCACGCACGUAUAAAAAAGCUUCCAUCGCUAACAUCAUUGUAAUCUUAAUAUCCAGUUUAUACAAAGCAAAUGAGCCAACAACAGCAACCAAGGCCUCAAGAAUCCCUUGAUGGAGAUGUCGUUUCUCUCCAUGGGAAUCUUGCUGAGAAGACAAAAGAUGCGGCGACGGUGUCGGUAGAAAAUGAAGCAGUGACGGGGCAGACCCAGAAGAGCGGUGCGCCGACGGCUGAGGGUGAACAGGGCUUGAACGUCGCAGUCGCAGAAACUGGUUCGCCUGCAAGGCGUAUGGUCGCGGAAUCAAUCGCUGGACAGAUGGCUGGGCAAAUAAGCCAAAGAGUGCCAAUCCAGCCGAUGACAGCACCAGCCACAUUUCAACAUGGAGGUAGUUCGGGUGGUGGGAUAACCAUUGGGGAAGCACUUGAAGCCACUGCACUAACAGCUGGACAGAAAAUUGUUGAAUGGAGUGACGCGGCGGCAAUUCAAGCAGCGGAAGUAAGAGCCACAGGUCGCACCACCAUUACUCCUGGGGGUGUGGCCGCUGCUGCACAAUCAGCAGCAACCCUCAAUGCCAGGACUUUAAGAGAUGAGGACAAGAAAAAACUAGCAGAUAUUCUUACGGAUGCGACUUCGAAGUUGCCGGCGGAUAGGCCGGCGACGAGGAAAGAUGCAGAAGGGGUGACAGGUGCAGAAAUGAGGAAUGAUCCAUUCCUCACUACACAUCCUGCGGGUGUGUCUGCUUCUAUAGCUGCUGCUGCCCGGCUCAACCAGCAGAAUAGUUUUAAAUAAUGAAGCACCUUAAUUCAGGUUGCUUUUUCAUUUUUUUUCUUAUCCUUUUUUUUAAUAUAAUUUUUAAGCCCACAAAUACCAUACCUAUGCCAAAUAUCAAUUCCUCUGGAGACCAGUGAAAAGCAUUAAGCUCAGUUUUCAACCCGAGGGUAGAAGCCAACCAGUCUGCACAUUUCCUUUUUAUUUUAGCCUCCCUAUAUAUAUGUAAUUUUUUUUUUUUUUGG